Tuber melanosporum (Perigord truffle) is the source of this 633-nucleotide messenger RNA. RefSeq lists its product as uncharacterized. The transcript has a single exon. The coding region runs from base 1 to 633 and encodes 210 amino acids. Lineage: Eukaryota; Fungi; Ascomycota; Pezizomycetes; Pezizales; Tuberaceae. The record is from RefSeq and is a predicted model, not a curated record.
AUGUCUAAUAGGAUUCUAGUACUCAAUACAGCAAACGAGAAAAAACCCGGAGGGGAAUGGGAAGGGGGCGUUUUGUCCCAAGAGGAGGGUUUCGCGAGGCGUUCGAAUCUUAUACAGGCCCUAACGACAACGGACCCCCGAUCAGGCCUCCAGACCUAUUACCCACUGGAGAAUACGAGCGGGAUAUAUUCGCCCAAUGUCGUUGUCUUCAGAGAGGGUUUUGAUAAAGAUUACGAGUUGUGGCGGGACGAAGAAUGGACAACGUUGGCGAUCGUUUCCGCGCCAGCGGUCCGGAGGCCAAAAGUUGAUGAAUCGGGGCUGCAUUAUUCCUUUACGGAGGAGAGGCAACUGCAACGCGAAAAGAUGAAGAGUGUGCUAAGAAUAGCUGCGUUGAAUGGACACACUAAUCUGGUUCUGGGGGGGUUUGGUUCUUGCGGACCUGAAGGUAGUGGCGGUGACUUGUACAAAAAUCCUGUCAGAGAUGUCUGCCUCCUUUGGAAAGACCUACUUUUCGAAGAUGAAGAAUUCAAGGGAUGGUUUAAGAACGUUGUUUUUGCUUUUGGAAAAGGAGGUGGGAGUUGGAUGAAAGAAGAUGGUAAUAGUAUUGAGGAGUUUAGACAAUUUUUUGGGUAG